Medioppia subpectinata is the source of this 826-nucleotide messenger RNA. The record is from the annotation of a GenBank genome assembly. Lineage: Eukaryota; Metazoa; Arthropoda; Arachnida; Sarcoptiformes; Oppiidae.
UUCAGUCAAGAAGAGGCCAUUAAAAUAGACGAAGAGUUGUUCAGUGAGUAUGGCUUUAGUGUGGAUCAGUUGAUGGAAUUGGCCGGUCUUAGUGUUGCCAUAGCUGUCGCUAAGAGCUAUGGAACAGUUAGCGGUGAUAAGAGGCCAACGGUUCUCAUCUGUUGCGGUCCCGGCAAUAACGGUGGAGACGGACUCGUGGCCGCCCGUCAUCUCAAACUAUUUGGAUUCCUUCCGACAAUAUUCUAUCCAAAGGCUGGAAAUUCUGUUUUAUUUAAGAAUUUGGUCAAUCAGUGCAACAAAUUUGACAUUCAAUUCAUUCCUGAUUUACCCAAAGAGACUCAACAGAUAAAGGAUUCCUACAAUCUUAUAGUGGACGCCAUAUUUGGGUUCAGUUAUAAGCCUCCGAUUCGGCCUCAAUUCGGCGAUAUAUUAAGAAAAGUGGUGGAAUCGGGUCUAUCGGGUGUUCCCAUUAUAAGUGUUGACAUUCCCAGCGGUUGGAAUGUAGAGGAGGGCCCGCCAACUGACGGAACGCCUGUGAUUGAGGCCGACUGUUUGGUAUCGUUGACGGCUCCCAAGAAAUGUGCCAAACAUUUUACCGGUCGAUACCAUUGGUUGGGCGGACGAUUCAUUCCUCCGGUGUUGGCACUCAAAUAUGAACUCAAUUUGCCUGAAUAUCCGUCAACCGAACAGUGCCUUCUCCUCCACCGAAAAGAUUAAUGUCCUGUAAAUCAAUCGCUUCUGAGAUAAAUGGGUCUCAAUUUAAAUACACGUCUAUUUUUAAAUAUGUUUUGCAUAAUAAAAUGUUUCUAAAUACUAAAUAAUUAAA